AUGACCUCAGUACAUCUCCUUACCAAGAAGCAGCAGGCAGGCAGAGGACACAAUAGCCUGCAUAGUGCACACGCUCAGUACGAACACAGAAUUAUGGAGGAAGGACCUUACAAGUACAUCAGGGAGGGGAAUGGAAAAGUCAGUCGGGUCAUUCGCAUUGGAACUCGUCAGAGCCAGCUGGCUCGCAUCCAGACUGACAGCGUGGCCGACAAGUUAAAAGAACUGUACAGUGACCUCCAUCUAGAAAUAAUCGGCAUGACAACGACCGGAGACAAAAUCCUGGACACAGCUUUAUCAAAGAUCGGAGAGAAGAGCUUGUUUACCAAAGAGUUGGAGAAUGCUCUGGAGAGGAACGAGGUUGACCUGGUUGUCCACUCACUCAAAGACCUUCCCACCACUCUGCCUCCAGGGUUCACCAUCGGGGCCGUGUUGAAGAGAGAAAACCCCCAUGAUGCAGUGGUUCUUCACCCGAAACAUAAAGGGAAAACUCUGGAGACUCUGCCAGACAACAGUGUGAUUGGCACCAGCUCACUGCGCCGUGCCGCUCAGCUGAAGAAGAGAUUCCCUCACCUGGAAUUCAAAGAUAUUCGUGGGAAUCUGAACACACGUCUGAAGAAACUGGAUGAGAAGGACGACUUUGCUGCCAUCAUCCUGGCUGCUGCCGGCCUUCGGAGGAUGGGCUGGGAGAACCGGAUCAGCCAGAUCCUGGCACCUGAAGACUGUAUGUACGCUGUUGGACAGGGGGCUCUUGCAGUGGAAGUCCGGGCUCGAGAUGAAGACAUCCUGGAGAUGGUGUCAGUCCUCCAUGACCCUGACACUGUGCUGCGCUGUAUCGCUGAGAGAUCCUUCCUCAGACGCCUGGAGGGAGGAUGCAGUGUUCCAGUGGCUGUACACACUGAAGUGAAGGAUUCCCAGCUCUACCUCACAGGGGCUGUCUACAGUCUGGACGGUUCAGACAGUCUGAAGGAAACCAUGCAAACGAGCAUCACUACUGCUGAGAAGGGCCUGGACAGGGUGGAUGAAAGGCUCCAGCGAGUGGGGGUCACAGCCAACAAGAUCUCGGGUGAUGCACAGGACCGGGCCGAGCGGCUGGGGGCCGACCUAGCUGACUUACUGCUGAGCAAAGGAGCCAAAGAGAUCCUGACGGUGGCCAGGCAGCUCAACGACGCCAGAUAAUCCUGCAUGGGAUGAAGGGGCGGGUCUAUGACAGCCUCAUGCUGAAUAGAGUGGUGCAGUAAUGAGUCCUCAAACCCGGAAAUGUGUUAGCAUUUUAGCCUGUCUGCUUACAUUGUCUCAAAGUCUAUGAGAUUUAUAAAUGUGGUUGGUAAGUUGCCUGACAUAAGGUCUAUGGUGAACACAAGCUUAAGAGAUUUUAACUUUAUUGUCUACAACAGAAAAUAAAUUCUGACGUGCCCUACUUAUGAAGCUUUUCUAGUCUUACAAAAGGCAGUUUCUUACAAGUAGCAAACUGGGACUACAGAGUUGGUCUAGGACGUUAAACUUCAUCACACUGAGCAUGUCAAGUCUGUACUUUGACUAAAACUUUGCAACUUUGUUGGUCACACUAAAAAAGAAAGUCUUUCAUGGAAGUGGUGGGAGUGCCAAAUAAAAAUGGAUGCUAAGUGGUGGUAACACUGCAGUCAGUUGACGUAUUGUUGUACUGGUCCCAAUAUAGUUCCUGUAUAGCCUAUUAUUAGCUUUUUACUUUUUCUGGUUGUGUUUAUGCUUCACAAGUUAGAAUGAAGUGUUCAUUUGCGAGUAUUUUCUGGAUAAACUAAAUCUUUAAGUGCCAGAAACUGUUAUUUCACCUCAGACCUUAUUUUGUUCAAAAAUUCAAAAACCCAUGGAUAAAAAUCCCACAGGCUUUUGGUCAGUGAAACAUGUGUUUUGCUAACUUCCGGGUUUGCCUACAAAAAUCUGUCAUACUUGCAGCACUGUAUAAACUCAUCAGUUUAUUUCAUAUGUUACAUGUUCAAUGUUUAAAGAGAUAGAGAGGGGCGACUCUCUGAUGUGUGAGCUCUGGCAGAUAAAUGUUUUAGGGUUUUAAUCAUUAUUUUGACCAAAGUUGUGCUCACUGCUUCUAAAACGACUGAGUUUUUAGCACUUUUGGUCUGUGUUCCAGUCUGAUUCUAUGUACAGAACCUCAGAAACCUCCUGAGCCAUGCAGCCUUACUGGGUUUAUUAAAGACAAAGCACCAAACUGCCUUCAAUCAUUGUCAUAGCUGUUCAAGAAAGAUCUGUCUGAUAUCUUCAUGAUUAAACCUCUUUGAUUUUUUAAUAAAACCCUCCUCAGGGAUUUUUGUUUAAACUCUGCAUGUGUAAAUGCAUAGCACUCCUUAGUCACUCAUAUUUCUCCUGGUAUCAUGGCAGUGACUCUGGGAAGUUAAAUCCAGUUGGAAGUUGGAUUUUGGAGCUGUCAAUGAAUGUGAGUGGUGCAGGGCAGAUACAUAAUACAACCACAUACACACACAUGUUUGUUAAGGUACAAGUGAAGUGCAAAGAUAAAAUUUGAAAUAAACUUUUCAUCCACUGUAAAGUUGCGUUAUCUUGAAUGCCCACCAGAGGGCAGCAGCCAAUACUUUAUGAAUCAUUGGUGUCAGAGUAUGAAAUGGAAAUGAUCACUGCAUAUUUCUUCAAACCAUGACAAUGACCAACAUCUGUACAGCCACGCUGAUUUCGCUGAUUCUGCAUUUAAAUGAACAGAAAUGACUGAUGUAAUAACAAGCAAAAGCAUAAUUCUGAUGACAUAAAUUUUACAACUAUGAA
Cheilinus undulatus (humphead wrasse) is the source of this 2766-nucleotide messenger RNA. Its product is annotated as porphobilinogen deaminase-like. The record is from RefSeq and is a predicted model, not a curated record. Gene Ontology annotation, biological process: heme biosynthetic process. Gene Ontology annotation, molecular function: hydroxymethylbilane synthase activity. Lineage: Eukaryota; Metazoa; Chordata; Actinopteri; Labriformes; Labridae. Gene Ontology annotation, cellular component: cytoplasm.